AGAGACACUAAGAGGAAAUUUUGAAAAAGAGAUAGUGAGGUUUAUAUGGAAAGCACGUGGUAAUUUAGUGGUUAUUUUUUGUGUAAUCAUGAAGUUUGCUUAUAAGUUUGGAAAUUUGCUGAGCACAGUUUACCGUAAAGGUAAUUUAUUAUUCGCUAAUGAUGGAUCAUCUUUAAUAAGCCCAGUAGGAAAUCGAAUCAGUAUUUAUGAUUUAAAAAAUCACAAGUCAUCGACAUUGCCAGUAGAGAGCCGAUAUAAUUACACAGCAAUUGAUUUAUCACCAAAUGGAUAUAUUUUGGUGGCUGUUAAUGAAGAGGGUGAGGCGCAUGUUAUCAGUAUGAUUAGUAAAAUGAUAAUUCACAAGUACCGAUUUAAAAAACCACGCGUCUUCCACAGCGCAGUGGACGAAACCACCACCCUAAGCUGGUCUUGGGACUCCCGGUUUUUAAUAGUAGGCUCCAAGGACACUUUUACAAAACUCUACUCCCUGGAAAAGUUUUCUAACUUCCGGUACUGCAACAUCGGCGGUCACAGCGACGAGAUAAUUUAUGUAAGCUUCGAAUCUUCUGGGACUUACGAUUUAUUUACUCUGGCGAAAAACGGACACUUGUGUCUCUGGGAAGCUUCACUGGAUCCGCAGGAUCUUAAGCCUUUUGUUCCUAAGAAGGUCAAGAGGGAAGACAGCGAGUCUGAGGACGACAUCGAUCUUGAGACGGCGAUUGAGCAUACUAAAGCUUCGAAGAAAUUUGCGAAAAAUUCAAAAAUUUGUGCGGAAGAUCCGCACAAUCCGCAGGAUCCGCAGACUUUGAAAAAUUUGAAAGGCCUGAAAAAUUUACGAGAUCCGCAGGAUCCAAUCGAUCCGCACAAUCCGCAGGGGCCAUCUGAUCCGCACAAUCCGCAGGCUCUGAAAAAUUCUCAGAACCUGAAAAAGCAACAAAAUAUCAAUGAUCCGCAGAAUCCGCACGAUCCGCAGGAACCUCUAAAAUUCUUUUUUAAAUUAACCUCCAGACACUACCUUGCGGACGAAGCUAAAACUCAGAAAAAAGGCAACUCCGCAGUAGCCGCAUCAACGGCUUCCUACCAUGCCGCCUCAAAAAUCCUCGUCGUAGGCUUUAGCACCGGUUCCUUCUUCCUCUACGAAAUGCCAGAGGUUAAUUUAAUCCACUCGCUGUCCGUCUCGAACAAUUCUUUGUCCACUGUGACCUUUAACCCCUCCGGGGACUGGAUCGCUCUGGGGUCAAGCCUCCUGGGGCAGCUCCUAGUCUGGGAGUGGCAAAGUGAAACCUAUGUUCUUAAACAACAAGGACACGCUCAUGAUAUGACCUGUCUGGCUUACAGUGGAGAUGGAUUGUGGAUUGUUACUGGAGGGGAUGAUGGAAAGGUCAAGCUUUGGAACACCACCACUGGAUUCUGUGUCGCUACUUUCUCGGAACACUGUUCCAGGGUCACAGAGGUCAUUUUUAGAGGUCAGGACUACUUCGACAUCUACCUGUGGAGCAUGAAGCUCGGCACCUUGCUCGAAGUUCUCUCUGGACACACUGGGCCAGUAUCAAGCUUAGCAUUCACCACCAGCCCAGGGAGCAGCAGCAUGGCGUCAGUGUCCUGGGACAAGACUCUAAAACUCUGGAACGCAAUUGAGAACAACUCCGAGCACGAGACUAUAAACUUAACCUCCGACGGUCUGGCAGUGAUCUACAAGCCCGACGGUAAAGAAGUCGCAGUGUCUACGCUAGAUGGCGCAAUAAGUUUCUUCGAUGUCAAGACUUCGUUGCAAACGGGCUCGAUAGAGGGCAGGAAUGACUUAGGCGCCGGAAGAUCAGAGACUGACUUGAUAACAGCCAAAAAAAACCUCGCGGGGAAAGCUUUCACUUCUUUGUGCUACUCUGCGGAUGGCCAGUGCAUCCUGGCAGGUGGCGCUAGUAAGAACGUCUGUAUUUACGACGUAAGGGAGCAAGUUUUGGUUAAGAAGUUCGAAAUUACCCAAAAUAGGUCUCUAGACGCGGUGGACGAUUUUAUAAACCGCAGGAAGAUCACCGAGUUUGGAAACCUCGCGUUGGUUGAUGAACGACAAGAUGGCGUCAAUAUCAAGCUCCCGGGGGUCAAGAGUGGGGAUAUGGCGAGCAGAGGUACUAAACCUGAGGUUAGAGUCUUCCAGCUUCAGUUUUCUCCCACGGGGCUAGCUUGGGCCGCUGCGACGACAGAGGGCCUACUGAUCUACAAAGUCGACUCCGGGGAUAUGUUUGAUCCCUUUAUGUUGGAGAUCAACAUCACUCCCGAGGCAGUCAGGGAAAAGGUUGAGGACCAAGAAUUCUCCCAAGCGCUCAUGAUGGCGCUUAGGUUGAAUGAGAAGGACAUCAUUCGCUUUGUUGUUGAAGCUGUGCCUGUUGAUGAUGUGGAACUGACUGUUACGUCACUAUCGGAAGUCUACAUCGACCGGUUAUUGAAAUUCGUCGGUGUUGAAUUAGAGAGGACGAGGCAUAUUCACUUUUAUUUGAUAUUCGCGGAAAUUAUUCUGGGUAAAUGUAGACAUAAAUUGUCACCGUUACAACUCACGUCAUUGUUGACUCUUCAGAAAAAUAUGCAGCAAAAGUAUGAUGAUCUCAGUAAAAUAUGUGAUUUCAAUAAAUAUACAAUCGAGUACAUAAUAAGAACAGCAAAGCUUAAAUCCAAGCCUACAGAUGAUUCCGACAACGAGUCUGAAAGUUCAUUAAAUCUCAUGAAAAUGGAUGAAGAU
Cotesia congregata is the source of this 2734-nucleotide messenger RNA. The record is from the annotation of a GenBank genome assembly. Lineage: Eukaryota; Metazoa; Arthropoda; Insecta; Hymenoptera; Braconidae.